UUCUAUUAUAAAGAUUUAUAACUUUCUAAAUUUUAAAUUCUAAAAUAUAAAUAAAUACUAUAGAAUUCAACUACUCCUCUGAUUGAACAAUACUUUUGUCAUGAUUUUGAAGCAGAGUCUUCAUACUCAAUAUCACCAACUUAUUUUCUAGGUAUAUCAUCUGAAAAUGAAAAUUAUAAUUCUUCUUGGACUUCUGGGAGCCACAUUGUCAGCCCCGCUUAUCCCACAGAACCUUUUGUCUGCAAGCAACAGCCGUGAGUUACUUAUGAAUCUUAAUAAUGCUCAGCUUGUUCCACUGCAGCUUCAGGGCCCAUUUAAUUCAUGGAUUCCUCCUUUCUCUGGGAUUCUACAACCACAGCAAAUUCAGGCUCAAAUUCCGGAACUCUCCCCAUUCUAUUUACCACCUGUAGACCAGUUUGCUAGACUGUUCCCCAAUCAGAUACCUUUCCCAGGACAGGCCGGUUUUGCCCAAGGAGCCCCGGCAGGCCAGCUGGACCCUUCCCAGCCCCAAACAGCACCACCCACACAGCAAGGCCCUAAUCAGGCGGUGCCCUAUGUAUUCUCCUUCAAAAUGCCUCAAGAGCAAGCACAGAUGUCUCAGUACUACCCAGUUUACAUGCUCCUGCCCUGGGAACAACCUCAGCAAGCAGUCACCCCAUCGCCUCCACGGCCAGGGCAGCAACUAUACGAGGAGCAGAUACCAUUCUAUACUCAACUUGGACGCAUUCCACAACAAGCAGAACCUGCUAUCCCAGGAGGACAGCAGCAAGUAGCUUUUGACCCCAUCCUAGGCAUAGCUCCUGAAAUAGCUGUGAUGCCAGCUGGAGUGGUGCCAUAUUUACAAAAAGAAGUGAAAAACAUUAGGUAUAACAAUGAAGGAGUUUUCAUGCCUUCAACUUCACCAAAACCCAGCACAACCAAAGUUUUCAAUUCUGCUGUAGACCCAACUAUGACCCCAGAGCUCCUGGAAAAGAAGGUAAUCAAAAUUCAUUUUAUGCAAGAAAUUGUUGUCUAAUGGAAAGUACACAAAGUUAGUGCU
Molecule: messenger RNA, 1039 nt
Organism: Microcebus murinus (gray mouse lemur)
Lineage: Eukaryota; Metazoa; Chordata; Mammalia; Primates; Cheirogaleidae
Gene: ODAM
Product: odontogenic, ameloblast associated
Biological process (GO): odontogenesis of dentin-containing tooth
Cellular component (GO): cytoplasm; nucleus
Source: RefSeq, a predicted model, not a curated record